GACUGACUCGUUACAGAAUACACGACCCAGCAAAAUGAACCCAGCAGUUUCACGUCUCCUCUGCCUGCGUCAGGGUGGCCGGGCUAUAGAGGAGUAUGUGGCCGAUUUUUGUGAGUCCCGCAGCACCUACCAAGCCACAGUCUGCUAAUGUCAUGCCUGCUAUGCCAAAGCCUGCUCACAUCAUGUCUGCCAAGCCACAGCCUGCUCACGUCAUGCCUGCUACUCCAGGACCUGCUCACAUCAUGCCAGUUAAGUCAAAGUUGACUCAUGUCAUAUCUAUCAAGUCAAAGCCUGAUCACGUCAUGUCUGCCAAGCCAGAGUCUGCUAACAUCAUGUCUGCUACCCUAGGGCCUGCUCACGUCAGGUCUGCCAAACCAGAACCUGCUCCCGUCAUGUCUGCUACGUCAAGUCCUCUUCACGUCACGUUUGCCAAGCCAGAGUCUGCUCACAUCAUGCUGGUCACUCAGGAGAUUCUUCACAAUAUGGCCGCCAUUGAAGAGCUUCGUUGCAAGAUGGCCGCCACACAAGAGUCUCUUCACAAAAUGGCCGCCCUUCUAGAGUCUCGUCACGUCUCAGCUGAUCUUCCAGAGUCUUGUCAUGACAUGGCCGCCUCAUUUCAGAGACUGCUCACACCACGCCUGAGUCCCCGGCCAGGAUGGCCGCCAGGCCUGAGCCCUUGGCCAAGAUAGCCGCCAGGCCUGAGUCCCCGGCCAAGAUGGCCACCACGCCUGAGUCGGAUGCGGAGCUUGGGCGAGGACUGAAAAGACUGAUUGCUAGUGUGAUGGACCCACCACUGAUGUCAGUGAGAGUGGCUGACAUUCCAGUGGUCCCUAUGCUCUCAAGCCCGCCAGGCAUCCCACUGUCUACUGCACUGCCCGUAAUGGCGGUCGCCAUUUUGAGCAUGUGGGCUGCACACUGCACUCCAGAG
Messenger RNA from Sinocyclocheilus grahami, 928 nucleotides. RefSeq names its product protein piccolo-like. The transcript has 2 exons. The record is from RefSeq and is a predicted model, not a curated record. Lineage: Eukaryota; Metazoa; Chordata; Actinopteri; Cypriniformes; Cyprinidae. Bases 96 to 689 code for a protein of 197 amino acids.